AUGGACUGGACUGGACUCAGGAGUCCAUAUGGAGCUCUGGUAUGUACAUUACGAACCGCUGAAAUUUCGUCUGGUAAAGCUGUAAAUCUGCUAUCAUUGAAAAUUAAUUAUCAUCCAUUAUAUAUUCAUGUUCGAAAGUUGAUAGACAAAUGAAAGCAUAACUGUCUUUGAACUGUGCAGAAUCAUGCCAGUAAAAAAGUAAAGCAUACUGAGCAGCUUAUAACGAAUCAUGAUACGAUAUUAAGUUUUUCCUUUUAUGUUUUCUGUAAAACAGAAAUUCAAAAUCGUAGAUUUUGUUGUGUAAUGUUAUAGAAACAAAAGAAUUAUAUUUUAUUAUUCUACCUUUGUUUUAUAUGACUCAAUUUACUAUUUUCUUUCUUGUUAGAGCCACUUUUUGGUUGUUGUAAUAAUACAGCAAUUUGUUGUUAUGGCUGCUUUUGUACAGCAUGUUUAUUUGCUCAAAAUGCAAAACAAAUUGAUGAGUCAGCCCCAUGUCCUCAAUGUUGUGCUUAUUGUGCAUUAAGUUUUUGUUGGUUAUGUUGGGUUGUACAUAAACCAAAAAGAGAACUGUUGAGGAAAAGAUAUCAGUUAGUAGAACAACAAACAGAUUUAUUUGCAACAUGCUGUUGUGGACCAUGCGCUGUUUGCCAGGAAGCGAAAGAAAUAAAAGAUCGAGGUGAGUAUAUGUAUUAAUGUUCUUAUUCAUGAAUACAAUACAUGUAUACUAAUAAUCAUAUUUUAUAUCUAACAGGUCUUCCUACAGCUCAAGCUAUUGUUAUUACAGGCCAACCUUCUACUCGAGUUAUGAAAUAGAACUAACAUCUGCCGAAUAAUCCAAAUAUACUUUAUGAUUAGACGUUGUUGAUAUAUAAACUGUCAUAUUGAUAUGCACUAUUAUUUAUAAUUUAGGUCUUUAUUCACUAUCAUUUCUUUAUUGUUACGACAAAACACCCUGACUUAAAUUAAAUAUGAAAUAUGUAUAUCUAUUCAAACAAAUGUGAGAAAUAAAGAAGCAGAUAAACACAUUUAUAUUAGAUAAAAUCUGAUUUGAAAACAAAAAUUAGUCCAAGACUCCACAACGUACAUUUUUCAAGCAUGGAUUUAAACUAGGGCGUACUUAACGUGCCACUGUAAAAACACAUAUCCUUCUACAUGGUACAUUUUUUUGGGGACACAUUCGAAGACAGAUUAAAUGUUCCUAAUAGGCGACACAUCCAAUGUAGUGUCACAUGUGUCUAUGAAAUGUGCUGAACCUAUCGCAAAAAAAUGUGCCACGUACAAGAACAUGUUGGAUGUGUCGUUAGAAGACAGAAUUAAUGUAUCAUCUCUAAGAGCGCUUCACUCAAUAUUUCUGUGUAUCAUGAAAAAUCUCGAAUCUAUAUGAUUUAACUAUAGGUAUCAAUGUGUGUAAAGGUUCCCGUUCGUUAGUUAUCAGUCACAAUAACUCAGUUUAACAUUUACACCUCACAGUUUUGUGAAGCCACUACUUUUUUCUUAGGAAGUUUUUCAGUUCAGGUAAGGUUCAGGUGUCUUCUUCACUACUGAUCAAAACUUACACACAUAGUAGAAAAAGAGUCAGACAAGACAACAAAUGAAUAUUUAGAUUGCAAGAAAAAACAUGGUGUUUUUAAGGUAGUGAUUUUUGCAAAUCAAAUCCUUCCCUCUAGUCAAAAUUAGGGAUGCACCAAACCCAAACUCAGGCUUGGAAGUUCGGGUUCGAAAGUUUGGGCUCGGCUACGAGAUUGAGGUUCGGGUUCAAGCUUGAGUUCGGGUUCGAGCUUGGGACUAAGUUCGAGUUUGGGUUCGGCAAGCUCGGGUUCGAGCCUGGUUAUGAUUGCGUGCUAACAUUUUCACAGUACAAAGCUUUCACUAUAUUUUCCAGAAACAAUAAAGACUUACUAAUAUCGAGCUCUACAUCUUGAGGAGAAACACCUCGAGGUAGAGACAUACCGUUAUUGUUGACCAAGUGUAACUAUUGCAGUCUGAUUGUACUGCGA
This is a messenger RNA of Didymodactylos carnosus, 1997 nucleotides long. The record is from the annotation of a GenBank genome assembly. Lineage: Eukaryota; Metazoa; Rotifera; Eurotatoria; Philodinida; Philodinidae.